This is a messenger RNA of Rhagoletis pomonella (apple maggot), 3447 nucleotides long. RefSeq lists its product as uncharacterized. NCBI's taxonomy places the organism in Eukaryota, Metazoa, Arthropoda, Insecta, Diptera, Tephritidae. The record is from RefSeq and is a predicted model, not a curated record. Gene Ontology annotation, molecular function: nucleic acid binding; RNA-DNA hybrid ribonuclease activity. The transcript has a single exon. The coding region runs from base 1 to 3447 and encodes 1148 amino acids.
AUGCCGAACUUGCGAUCUGGAGGUAGGACCAGUGCAACCGAGGAGUGGUUGGACGACUUAAAUACAACGAUUCAGCAACAACCAGCGGAAACGGGCGAAGCUCAACCAAUGACGAUGGAGGCUAGACUCGACAUGAUGCAGCGGCAGAUGCAAGACCUACAGGCGGAACUACGGCAGAGUCAGCAACAGCAUGAAUUGCUAGCAGCGGCUUCUAGACCACCAAGCAACGUGAAUGUGGAAAGCGUAAACGGGUCAUUGGUAGGGGUGUUAAGUGAUCUACAUCGAACAUUGGCAGACAGCAGAGCAACGCAUGGGCGCAAGUUAUACGAUUUGCCUGAAUUCGAUGGGCGGCCUGAGGACUGGCCCAUGUUUAGGGAGGCGUUUACGAUGACCACCGAAGAGUACCACUAUAAUGAUAGGCAAAACAUGAUGCGCUUGCAAAAAGCCAUUAAAGGUCGAGCAAGGGAGGUGGUUGAAUGCUUACUAAUUCAUAGCGGCAACGUGUCUCGCGUUCUUAGCACCCUUGGGGAUAGGUUCGGUAGGCCAGAGCAACUGGUGAAAAGCCAAAUUGCAAAAAUACAGGGUGUAGCUCCUAUAGCGGAAAAUCGUAUCGAUCAAAUCGUCCCGUUCGCUACGAAAGUACAAAAUUUAUCAUCAUUUCUACAGUCUGCUAACUGCGAUCAUCACCUAUCGAACCCCACGCUUAUGGAUGAACUACUAUCGAAAUUGCCGGUGCAAAGGCGGAUUGACUGGGCCAGGCAUGCGUUGACGAUAGUACCGAGACCGAACAUAUGUCAUUUCAGCGACUGGUUGCAGGAGCUUUCAAAGUUGGUGGCGAGUGCUAUGGUAAACACUAAUGCGGAUUCCAGGCAGAGCGGGCGAGGCGAAAAUCGUACGCGUUUCUUUCAUACGCAGGAUAUAAACAGUGGCAAUCGGGAUCCUAGCGUAUGUGUUCUUUGUAAAGGUAGACACAGUAUAAAUCGGUGCAAGCGGUUUCUUGAUAUGCAGGUGGGUCAGCGAUGGCGUGUAGUGCGUCAAAAUAAAUUAUGUUUCAAUUGUUUGAAAAGCGACCAUAGGAGCGGCGAUUGCACCGAACAACACAGAUGCGACGUGGAUAGGUGUACGCGGAAGCAGCAUGAACUACUACAUUUUCGGGAGCAAGGAAGUACAGAUGGUCAGCGUCAAUUGGAAACUGCGACGCGGCAACAAGUCCUCACUAAUACAAUCGUCGACAAACCAAGUUCAAAAUUAUUGUACAAGAUCCUGCCAGUGCGGUUGUACGCCAACGGUCGAGUCAUAAGCACCUUUGCCCUCUUCGAUGAUGGUUCGGCAAUCUCGAUGAUGAACAGCGAAUUGGCUGGUCGUCUAGGUCUCAAAGGACAGAAGGAAAACUUAACGCUACAAUGGUUUGGUGGUACCACAGUUACGGAGCAGUCAAGCAGGGUCGAUGUGGAAAUAUCCGGAGUUGCAAAAUACAACAAAAGGUUUUCGUUGCGGAACGUUAGAACCGUAGCCAAUCUUCAACUGCCGGCGCAAACACUCCAGCGGUCAGAGCUGCAUUACAGACAUCGUCACUUGCCGAUCAAGGAGUAUGUUGGAGCGGUUCCAGAGCUAUUGUUAGGGUUAGAGAACGCGCAUCUGAGUAUUUCAAAGAAAACUGCUGACGAUGGAGGGAAUGGCUAUUCGGUGACGCUCACGAAACUGGGAUGGAUCGUCUACGGAGGUAAUGACCGAGACAUUGGAGAUAGGCGGCAGUUUGUAAACUUCGUUAAGACAGAUGACAGUGCUGAGCGGCUUGAGCGUUUGGUGAGUGAGUACCUAAUCAACGAAGAUCUCGGAGUUCGCGAUGCUGUAGAGGUAGUAGAAGCUGCAGAUAUUGCUAAAGCAAAAACGUUAUUGGAAGAAACAACAGUAAGAAAGGGUUCACACUUUGAGACAGGUUUGCUUUGGAAGCACGCAGAUGUAGCCCUACCAGAUAGUCGAAAAAUGGCAGAGAACCGGAUGUUAGCCCUGGAAAAGAAGUUUAAGCGCGAUGAAAAUUUUAAGUCUGCAUACGUCAAGGUAAUAGAGGAAUACGAAGCCAAAGGUUAUGCGAGGAAGCUGACGCCAGAGGAGAUCACGGCAGGAGGGAAGCGUAGCUGGUACCUACCACACUUUGGAGUUUGGAACGCGAACAAACCUGGAAAGAUGCGACUUGUAUUUGAUGCUGCGGCCAAAGUCAACGGUGUGUCAUUGAACUCGGCAUUGUUAAGUGGGCCGGAUCUAAACCAACCACUCGCAACUAUUUUGUUGAAAUUUCGGGAGAGGCCAGUUGGUGUAUGCGCCGAUAUAGUGGAGAUGUUCCACCAAGUCAAGAUACGUUCGCAGGAUCAAGCAGCACAACGCUUCAUAUGGAGAACAGACUCUAAGCAGCCAUUUGUGGUAUAUGGCAUGGACGUGAUGACGUUCGGGGUUACUUGCUCACCGAGCUCGGCCCAGUUCGUAAAAAACAAAAAUGCAGAGGAGUUUAGGGAACAAUUUCCAGAAGCGGCGAAUGCAAUAAUCAACAAUCACUAUGUCGACGACUUCGUGCACUGUUUCUCUACCGUCGACAAGGCAAUCCGAACAACGAAGCAGGUAGCUUGGAUUCAUAAACAAGGAGGGUUUGACUUAAAGCGGUUUGUGUCCAACUCUGAACAGCUCAUGAAACAAAUGAAUAACGAAGAAAAGCGUCCCGCCUGCUUGAAUCUUGAUAGAGAUAAUGUUGGUAUUUUUCAGAAAGUCCUUGGGCUACAUUGGGAUACGCUUAACGACGAUUUUAGAUUUGUUCUCUCGUUUGCAAAGGUCGAUCCAAUUGUGCGGGCUGGGACAAGGAGACCCACAAAACGCGGACUACUGAGCGUCACAAUGUCGGUGUUCGAUCCGUUCGGAAUGGCGGCGGAGUACACUAUGGAAGCAAAGCUUCUGCUGCAGGCGACUUGGCGAGCUGGUAUCGACUGGGAUGAACCUAUUCCAGAUGAAUUGCAAGAAGCAUGGUUGAGAUGGUUGACGGCGAUCAAGCGUUUGGAAGAAGUAAGCGUGCCGCGGUGUUACGGAUUAGGGUUCCAUCAGUUACCAGUCGAAUUACACGUAUUUGCGGACGCGAGCGAGGUAGCUUAUGCAGCGGUAGCGUACUGGAGGUUCCCAGAAGGUACGAGAAGUCCAAAUCCCAUAUUCAUCUCAGGAAAGGCCAAAUGCGCACCAUUGAAGCUUACAUCAAUCCCCCGACUGGAGCUGCAGGCAGCAGUGUUGGCUACACGUCUUCGGAAGAGCAUCCUUCAAUGUCAUGGAAAAAUCCCUAAAAGAGUCGUAAUGUGGAGCGACUCGAAAACUGUCCUAGCUUGGGUGAAGUCUGACUAUUGGCGCUAUAAACCAUACGUGGCGCAUCGUGUUAACGAAAUUUUAGAGGCUAGUGAUGUAAACGAGUAG